AUGCGGACCACACUCAACGACGGUGUGGCCGAGAUCCAGCGCGCGGUUGGCGAGACGGUCAGCUUGGGCGUUAGCUUGGCGGCCGAUGUGCGUGAUCCGAUGCCAGUCGAGGCGUCGCAGCUCGUCGCGCAUACGACCGCGCAGCCGACAAAGCCUUCGGUUGGUGCACACAAAGGAGUCACGCACCUGUGCAAGCACGAGGUUGAUGUCGUCGUCGACAAGCAGUCGCGUGGCACCAUGGUGUACUGCCCCCUGCCACCCCACAAGCAGUGCUGUAUACUCCGCAGUGUUAUUGUUUUCACUGCUGGAGGGGAGGUAGUGUAA
Molecule: messenger RNA, 324 nt
Organism: Peronospora belbahrii
Lineage: Eukaryota; Oomycota; Peronosporomycetes; Peronosporales; Peronosporaceae
Source: the annotation of a GenBank genome assembly